AUAUAUUUGUACAAGUGAAUGCCCCUAAUAAUAACAUUUCAAUCUGAGUUCUCAUUGAUUUCAUUUAAUUAGUGGAGACGGACUUAACACACAAAGAUGACUAAUGGCGAACCCUCCGUCACCAACCUCCCAACCAUCAAGUUCACCAAAUUAUUCAUUAAUGGAGAUUUCGUUGAUGCCAUUUCAGGGAAGACAUUUGAAACAAUAGACCCAAGAAGAGGAGAGGUGAUAGCGAGGAUUAGCGAAGGAAGCAAAGAAGACAUUGACGUUGCUGUAGAGGCGGCACGCCACGCAUUCGACUCCGGUCCAUGGCCUCGCCUUUCCGGUGCUGAGAGAGCAAAAAUAAUGAUGAAAUUUGCGGAACUAAUUGAUGAAAACAUAGAAGAGCUAGCUGCAUUAGAUGCAAUUGAUGCAGGAAAGUUGUACCAUAUGUGUAAGGCAUUGGACAUUCCAGCAGCAGCAAAUACUCUGCGUUACUAUGCAGGUGCUGCUGAUAAAAUUCAUGGAGAGGUUUUGAAAGUUGCUAGAGAGUUCCAUGCUUAUACAUUGAUGGAACCAAUUGGUGUUGUUGGACAUAUCAUUCCUUGGAAUUUUCCCACUUCCAUGUUUUUUCUUAAGGUUAGCCCUUGUUUAGCUGCUGGCUGUACCAUGAUCAUCAAACCUGCUGAACAAACACCUCUCUCUGCUUUGUUUUAUGCUCAUCUAGCUAAAUUGGCAGGAAUCCCAAAUGGAGUGUUGAAUGUAGUGCCCGGAUUUGGGCCAACUGCCGGUGCUGCAGUCAGCUCACACAUGGACAUUGAUGCGGUGAGCUUUACUGGUUCAACACAAACUGGGCGUGAAAUAAUGCAAGCUGCAGCUAAGAGUAAUCUAAAACAUGUUUCACUUGAAUUAGGAGGCAAGUCACCUCUCAUUAUUUUUGAUGAUGCUGAUAUUGACAAAGCUACUCACCUUGCUCUAUUAGGCAUCUUAUUAAACAAGGGUGAAGUGUGUGUUGCAAGUUCACGUGUGUUCGUUCAAGAAGGGAUCUAUGAUGAAUUUGAGAAAAAAUUGGUAGAAAAGGCUAAAGCUUGGGUCAUUGGGGACCCUUUUGAUCCUAAAGUUCAGCAAGGGCCUCAAGUUGACAAAAAACAAUUUGAAAAAAUUCUUUCAUAUAUAGAACAUGGGAAGAGAGAAGGAGCUACCCUUUUGACUGGGGGUAAAACAGUAGGAAACAAGGGAUAUUACAUUGAGCCAACAAUUUUCUCAAAUAUAAAGGAGGAUAUGCUUAUAGCACAAGAUGAAAUAUUUGGUCCAGUGAUGGCACUCAAGAAGUUUAAGACUAGAAUUGUGACAAAGAAUUUGGAUAUAGCAAACACUAUGUCAAGGUCCAUUCGUGCAGGCACAAUUUGGAUAAAUUGUUAUUUUGCUUUUGGAGAUGAUAUUCCAUUUGGAGGAUAUAAGAUGAGUGGAUUUGGAAGAGAUUAUGGAUUGCAAGCCCUUCACAAGUAUUUACAAGUUAAAUCUGUUGUUACUCCCAUUUAUAAUUCUCCUUGGUUAUAA
This is a messenger RNA of Cicer arietinum (chickpea), 1539 nucleotides long. Its product is annotated as aldehyde dehydrogenase family 2 member C4-like. The record is from RefSeq and is a predicted model, not a curated record. Gene Ontology annotation, molecular function: oxidoreductase activity, acting on the aldehyde or oxo group of donors, NAD or NADP as acceptor. Lineage: Eukaryota; Viridiplantae; Streptophyta; Magnoliopsida; Fabales; Fabaceae.